AACUUCUGCGCAACGCACAAAAUCUCGUCAAUUCAGGUCUCCCCAGUCCCCCACGGCAGCGCAACGAGACGCAUCCCAUUUUCACGCAACAGUUUUGCACCACAGAUUGCCCAGCAUGGCGCCGUCAUUUGACCAUUUGCGCGAGGAGGACCUCGACGAGGAGGACUUCGAUGUGGACGAGGUCGACAUCUCGGAUCUGCGAGAAAAAUAUGAGGUCCAGCUCGAGCAGGGCUACGACACCUUCGUUGUUAUCGACAACCUACCCACCGUUAACGAGGAUCAAAAGCCGAAGCUUAUCAAGGUGCUGCUGAAGAAGCUCAACACCGUGGGCCGGACCCGGGAGGACCUUAUUUAUAUGCCCAUGGGCGACGAUGGGAAGUCGUUGAGCUUCGCCUUUGUCGAAUUCUCCUCGCCUGCCGAGGCCGCCGCCGCCGUACGGCAACUCGAUUACUUCCCGCUUGACAAGAAGCACACCCUGCGCGUCAACAAGCUCACCGAUAUCGACCGGUAUGGGCGAGAAGGGCGCAUCGAUGAGGAGUACACCCCGCCGGAGAUUCCGCCAUUCGAGGAGAAGGAACACCUCCGGUCCUUCAUGGCGGACCCCAGCGGGCGGGGUAGAGAUCAGUUUGUCAUGUACAGAGGGGACACGGUGGGCGUCUUCUGGAACAACGAGAAGGAUCAGCCGGAGAACAUUGUCGACCGACAGCAGUGGACCGAGACCUUCGUUCAGUGGUCGCCUCUGGGAACAUAUCUCACCUCUGUCCAUGCGCAGGGUGUGCAACUCUGGGGUGGUGCGUCGUGGGCAAGGCUGAGACGGUUCCCUCAUCCCUUCGUCAACCUGGUUGCGUUCUCCCCCAACGAAAAGUAUCUGGUUACCUGGUCGAACCGGCCAAUCUCGAUCCCCGAAACUGGCCAUCCCGCCCUGACGCUCGACGAUGACGGCAAGAACUACGUGAUCUGGGACAUCGAUACCGCCAAACCUCUGCGAUCGUUUGCCCAGCAAGAUGUACAGGCCACUGAGGAGCAGCUUGCUGCCAAGAAGCCGCCCAGGGCCCCCUGGCCCGCGUUCAAGUGGUCUGCCGACGACAAGUACGUGGCCAGGCUGAACCAAGGCACUUCGAUUUCAGUUUACGAGCUGCCCAAGAUGAACCUCCUCGACAAGACAGCAAUCAAGCUCGAGGGCGUGAUGGAUUUCGAGUGGGCGCCCGCCAGCCCGCGCCGAGAUGGUGUCAAGGAGUAUGAGCAGCUCUUCUGCUUCUGGACGCCAGAAAUCGGCAGCAACCCGGCGAGAGUCGGCUUGAUGAGCAUCCCCUCUAAGCAGAUUGUCCGGUCCCUCAAUCUGUUCAGUGUCUCAGAUGCCAAGCUUCACUGGCAGUCCGACGCUUCGUACAUCUGCGUCAAGGUCGACCGGCACUCCAAGUCCAAGAAGUCUCUGGCUACCACACUCGAGAUUUUCCGCGUCAAGGAGAAGGGUGUCCCCGUCGAGGUGGUCGACACGAUCAAGGACACGGUCAUUAACUUUGCCUGGGAACCCAAAGGUGAUCGGUUUGUCAUCAUCACUACAACUGAGCCGGUGGGAGCCACCGCUGUACCGCCCAAGACAGCGGUUUCCUUCUUCUGUCCCGAAAAGGUCAAGGGUAACGCGGUCGGAAACUUCAAGCAUCUGCGGACGCUCGAGAAGAAGAACCACAAUGCCAUUUACUGGUCACCGAAGGGCAGAUUCGUCGUCCUCGCCACAAUCGCCAACACCCAGAGCUCGGACCUCGACUUCUUCGACCUCGACUUUGAGGGCGAGAAGCCGGAGGCGGAGAAGGACCUGACAGCGUGCCUGCAAGUCAUGAACACGGCCGACCACUACGGCGUAACCGACGUCGAGUGGGAUCCCUCGGGCCGCUACGUCGCCACCUGGGCGUCGGCGUGGAAGCAUUCUAUGGAGAAUGGCUACCACCUGUACGACUUCAGGGGCGAGCUGCUGCGCGAGGAGCCCAUCGAGAAGUUCAAGCAGUGGGCGUGGCGGCCCCGCCCACCCACGCUGCUCACCAAGGAGGAGCAGAAGCAGAUUCGCAAGAACCUCCGCGAGUACUCGCGCGUCUUCGAGCGCGAGGACGAGGAGCGCAUCAGCUCCGCCGAUGUCGCGGUCGUCGCGGCCCGCCGCCGCAUGCUCGAAGAGUUCUUCGCCUGGCGCGAGUCCCAGGAGGAGGAGCUCAUCGAUGAACGGGCCGCGCUCGGCCUGCCCGAGGAUCCGGUUGCCGAGCUGCUUGAGAAGACGAAGCCGGUUGAGGUCGCGGCCGAUGGCAGCGCCAAGGAGCAGAUUGUGGAGGAGGUCAUGGAGGAGGUGUUGGAGGAGACCGAGGAGAUUGUCAAUUAGGGUUUCUAUGCGUAAAGCUGAAGCUGGAGUAAGGAAGGGAAAUUUGACUUGUUCUGCUAUUUGGCUGUUUUUCUCGUGUCUCAUAUAUGCUGUACCAUGCCGGUUGCGCCGUCCCUUGAAUUUGGUAUCAAUGUCAUCAGGAGAACGGGUGGGCUGACUUAGAAUGGCGAAACGCCGGGACAAUCUGAUGUUGGGGUUUUCUUGGGCGGGAGUUCCAGCCUGGUCUGGUCAGCGGAAGGGCAAUAAAGGCACAGUUGGAAGAAUCACUACGACGAUUCAAGGUUAGUGGGUUCGUGGAAGCUUUAUUAGAGCAGGGUUGCAUGCCAGCGUCGCAUAGAUAAGUAUGUACAGCACCAUGUUUUUAAGGUACUAAAUAAUCGCUCAACGUCAAUGUGGUUCAAAACAACAGGCUUGGCCACCUUCGAACCGGGAGCGGAUUUUAUAUUACUCCCCUGUGCUGGAUACCUAUUUGAGGUCCACAGCAUAGAAAACCAAG
This is a messenger RNA of Chaetomium strumarium, 2864 nucleotides long. RefSeq names its product eukaryotic translation initiation factor eIF2A-domain-containing protein. The record is from RefSeq and is a predicted model, not a curated record. Bases 116 to 2368 code for a protein of 750 amino acids. NCBI's taxonomy places the organism in Eukaryota, Fungi, Ascomycota, Sordariomycetes, Sordariales, Chaetomiaceae. The transcript is spliced from 3 exons. Gene Ontology annotation, molecular function: translation initiation factor binding; translation initiation factor activity; RNA binding. Gene Ontology annotation, cellular component: eukaryotic translation initiation factor 3 complex. Gene Ontology annotation, biological process: translational initiation.